AUGUUCUGGAAUCGUUUAAGAAAAACUAAUAAACUAAUAGAACAUAUCGUCAUUUUCCAUUUGGAUAGUACAAACGGUGAUCCUGUAGUUGAAUAUGUUUAUCCAUCUGUUAACAACGAAAAUUCUCACUUUCAUAGGCUGCGAAAUUUCGUUCUUCCAUGUAAACAUAAAAGUCUUAUUUCGGAAGAGUAUACACUUAUAUUCACGGAUAGCGAUGGAACUGUAGAAUUUUUUGCGUGUAUUACUUUACCUAUUUCCGGAUAUAUUGUGUGUAUUAGUAGUUAUUUUCCUUACUUUGAACUUUUGCACUCAAUCAUAACUCUGAUUAAUCAAGAACAUUUAUACAGAGAAGAAAACCGACGUAAUAUUGAAGUAAUUUUAAAGGAAUUGCAUUAUCAUUCUGGUGUUGCUACACUUAACAUUUCAUCACCUCCGAAUUCGACGAAAUUAAGUAUGCAACUCCCGGAAGCACAGUUUCAGUUUGUUUAUCAUAGACACAUUUUAGAGUAUUAUAAUACAUUGUCUAUCGGCAAUUGGAUUGUAAUAUUUGAAAGCUUAAUUUUGGAGAAAAGUGUAAUAUUCUACUCAAGUCGUUUACAGCGUAUUACUUCCUGUCUUUUGGCCAGUCUAAGUUUGUUGUACCCACUUAUAUGGCCUCAUUUAAUUUAUUCUCUACUACCUUCCAAUUGUAUUGAAUAUGUUGGCUGUCCGACCCCAUUUGUUGCUGGUGUUCACUCAUGUUUAAAAGAGAAGAUGAAACCAUUGUUAAUUCCUGGAGUUCGACUUGUCGAUUUGGAUCAUGAUGUUGUAUAUGGGACAGGGGAUGUUGGAAUAACCAUGCCGUCUGUUUUACGUCAUUGGUUGAUUAAACGGUGUAACGCAUCACACAGUGCAAUUUUACGGCAUAUACGCUCAACAGAGAAUGUUGCUUCAACUGCUGCAUUACUUUUAGCUCGACCAUACUUAGAACUGAUGGCUAUUCUUCUUGGUCGUUAUCGAUCGGCACUGCAGCAUAAUGAAGCUUCUUCAUCUGUCGAUCUUUUACCAAUACAAUCACCAAAUGACGAAAGUCGAUCACAAGAUAAAUUUGAUCAACCUCGUAUAGGUGGAUGGUUUUUCGAUCGCGCUGCAUUUGUCAUUUCUUGUGGUCAUGAAUUACAGCCAUAUCUUACAGAACUUUUAAAUUCUCAGAUGGUGAUACAAUUUUUCGAAUCACGUGUAGCAGUUUUAAAUUCAGAUAUGGCGUUUAUUCCACCAGAUGAUUUUGAAGAUAUUAUCGACCAUGUUUCCAUCCCGAGACGUUCUGGUGGAUUAAAUGAUCUACUGAAUUUCGGUCGAACUGAAUUUGAUAAAAUAACUCGAAAACUGACGCAGAAAUCCGAGAAACUUUCACAGAAAUUUGUCCCUCGUCCUAAUAAUCUUUAUCAAACCUUUAAAUUGAAUAGUUCUACGAUGCAGAAACGAAAUUUCAGUAAUUCUGCUACAUCAAAAGCUCACAGUAGAAAAGUACUAAUCCCGUCUCUUUCAACUCGACCAUCAGAACAAGAUAUUUGUGAGAUAUUAAGGAAAAAAUUGGAAUUUAAAAAAGAUAAUAAUUUAUCUCUACCCACUCAUUAUCAGCAAAACAAUGAUACAAAUAAUCUUCCAUCUUGUGAUAAUUCCAUAUGGCAACCUCUAUCACCAAAAAUCGAUCAUGAGUUACGUAAUUCAGAACGAACAAAUCGUAGUCUGCUCACUAGUAUUUUGUCAGAACUACCUGACUUAACAGCUGAUUUUUAUCCUUCAACAACUAGUCGAGUUAAUGAUUCCCAAGUAUCGCUUAGAAAUCGUUCUCAAGACAUAGAGCAUAAGCCAUUUAAUCUUCGUUGUAAUUCAUCAAAGCGUAUGGGUUGUUACGUAGAGUCUCCUGAAAAAGCUUUUCAUAAUUGGGUUACAUUCGAUUCUAGUCCACCUACAUGUUCUUCUGAAGAUCUUAUUAAUUUAACUGGUUCCCUAUUCCAAUCAUCCAAUACACUUGAUCCGUUUUCAGAUGAUUCAUUUUCCAAAUCUUUAUCAACUAACACAAAACCAGCUAAAUGUGAUCAUAAUGAAUUAGAACAAGCAAUUCUUGAUGAAUUCGACCAAUUGUCUAUAUCUCGAAUGAGAAAAACAUAAUAGUGACAAUUAUAAUUCUCACUUAUGUAUAUGUCGUUAUUAUGAUUAACUAAUUUUAGUGUAUAUUUACAAAUGAAUCUCUGUAAUCGUCGAUCUGAGAUCUCAGUUCAUGAUAAAAUCUCAUUCCAUUUUCUUAGAAUCUAAUAGAGAUUUCUUACGUUUUUUCUUAUUACAAUCGGG
Messenger RNA from Schistosoma curassoni, 2334 nucleotides. Lineage: Eukaryota; Metazoa; Platyhelminthes; Trematoda; Strigeidida; Schistosomatidae. The record is from the annotation of a GenBank genome assembly.